CAGAGUUGCUGCUCGCCUCCCCGUCUCCAGCCUCCUCGUCCACUUCUGCGUUGAAAUUCGUGAUGGAUGACAGCAAGGAGAGUAAGGAAGCCGAGAAGGCAGAGGGGAUCCCUCUGUCCGAUGCACCAUCUGUGGUUAAAAAUGAGGCUGAGAAGCUGGAUGUGGACGGGGAUGGACCCUUGGUAAAGGGCGAAGGAAUACCUUGGAAGUCGUCCUUGGGGAUACGGAGGAAAAGGCUGAGGCCCAGAGUGAAGAAGGGAGCAGAAGGGGAAGCACAGGACACCAAGGUGCACAUGGGACGGAUAUCCGGGCCUGAUUCUUCAUCCUUCCGGGAUGGGCUCUCAGCGGUGGUGGAGGACAGCGCUCAGGAAAAGCUGGUGAUCAGAAGGAGAGUGAAGAAGGAGAAAGGCGAAGAGGAGCAUCUGGAAUUUGAGGUGGACGUGCGGAGGGUCUCUGCAAAUGGGAAACCACCUGAGGACUCCCCGCCUGAGGAAGAGAUGAAGGUGGAGUCGGAGGAGCAGAAUGCUCAGGAAUUCGAGGUGCAAAAAAUCACCAUCCCAAUGGAUGGGAAUUCAUCUCCGUCCUCCUCCUCGCACCCCAACACCUGUGGCGUGUGUGGCAAGAGUUUUAGCCGCCGCUCCAACCUGGCCAAGCACCAGAUUAUCCACACAGGCGAGAAGCCGUACCGUUGCAACGACUGUGGCCGCAGCUUCAACCAGAGCUCCGCCCUCACCAAGCACCAGCGGACGCACACCGGUGAGCGGCCCUACGUCUGCAGGGACUGCGGCAAGGCCUUCACGGCCAGCUCGAACCUCCUCCAGCACCGGCGUUUCCACACCGGGGAGCGGCCCUACCGCUGCGAGCUGUGCGGCAAGGCCUUCUCCCAGAGCUCCAACUACAACCUACACCGCCGGGGCCACACGGGCGUCACGCCGUACCAGUGUGGCGUCUGCGGCAAGCGCUUCACCGGCAGCUCCUGCCUCACCCGCCACCAGAGGACGCACACCGGGGAGAAGCCGUACCAGUGCCAGGAGUGCGGCAAGCGCUUCUCCGGCAGCUCCACCUUGGCCAACCACCGGCGCACCCACACCGGCGAGAAGCCGUACGGCUGCGCCGAGUGCGGGAAGCGGUUCACCCACCACUCCAACCUGGUGGACCACUGGCGGGUGCACACGGGAGAAAAGCCGUACGUGUGCUCCGAGUGCGGGAAGAGCUUCCGGCUCAGCUCCCACAUCAUCCGCCACCGCCGCACUCACGCCAACGCCGAGGCCCACCGCGUCAGCCUCGGUUGUGCCAGCAACGGCAGCAGCCCUCAUGGGGCCGGCCUGGAUGCCUUGUGCGCCGAGGCUGGUGUCUCCAACGGCAACGACGAGAUGGACAGCGAAGAGGGCGACCGGCUCCUUAUCUGCAGCCAAUGUGGCAAAGGUUUCCGCUUGGCGUCCCGCCCUCAAGAGCCGAACCAAGAAGACGCGGCGCUGGGGGAGGGGCCCUAUAGUUGCACUGAGUGUGGCAACAGUUGUUGGACGUAGCCAGACAGUGGUGGGGCCAUGUAGCAAAGCUUCAGUAGCCCCCCUGAGCCGUCGGACUGGUCCGAAAGAAAACCUCCGGCUUAGUUAGGGAGGUGGCGAGGAGAGAGAUUUAUGGGUCGCUAAAUCAAUAACAGACCAGGAUGUGGACUGGGGCGGAGGGUGGAUGUUGAACCCCGCAUUUUCCCAAUCGGAUGGUGCUUGUUUGGAGCUGGCCUUGAAUUCUCUUCCACGGUGUCCUUAAGUCGACUCCAGAGUCCUGUUCCUGCUUUUGGCUGUGAAGGAAUGGAGUAAACAAUACCGGAGAUUGUGUGCCCUUGAAUUCUAGGGGAGGAAUAUGGGUUUUAUCUGGUUGUACUUCAAGGUGGUGUUAGAGAGACCUUCCUCCUUCCCUUCCAUGCUCGUUCAGCCACAUUUUUGUUCUUGCCACCUUCUUCCUCCUUGCUUACGCCUCUUUUGGGGGGGGGAAUAAAAAUGAAAGAGUCCCUCUUCUCUCUUUGCCUUCCCUUCAUGGGAAGGAGCAUCUGGUUAGUCAGAAAUCAAGAGCCUUACUGAGGCUGAGAGCAUCAGUAAGGCUGAUGCAACUAGCCGAAGCAGCCAUGCAGAGGAAGCUCAAGGUCUGGAGUUGUGUCACUGGCACCACUUUCUGGCAGGAAAAGGUGUAGAGAAGGAAUGAGGGUGUAUAUAGUAUUGUGGGAAUGGAUGCAGAGAAGAAGGGAGCGUUCGCCUAAAAUAAUGCUGGUGUUUUGGCAUUGCCCCUUUUGCCUUUAGCCCCUCCCACCGCUGGAACACGGCCCCCGAAACACAAUCUGGCCCUCAAGCUGGGAGGUUCUGCACACCUGUUCAGGUCCUUCCCCCAAUAGUGGGGAAACCACUCCCCUCAAGGUUUGAUAAACGCAUAGUCCAGGGAACGCUGAUUCCUAGAACAGGUUGGGAGUAUACGUUUGCACAGGUCUCCCUUGAAACUUGGAUAGUUUGCCUUCUGAUAGUGGUUUUCAUUCCAUUACAGAGCAAAGCAAGCCACGCACUUGAAACAGCCCCUGGUAAACAAAAUGUUUUGCGGUGGCAGCCGGGCACCUAUCUGCGGUUGCUGAAUGCAAGCUGUACUUAUUUCGUGUGCGUAUAGAAUCUCUCUUGUGUCCAUUUGUACUCUGGAGUUUAUACCUUCCAAGCUCAUCUUUAACUUUGUGGGGGAGGGAGGACAAUCACGUGGCCCCAGGAAAACCACGUUUUCUCCACGACUUCGAUUAAGCUCUUAUACUCUGGAAGAAUGGUCAUCCUACCAACUCCCUAGCCAAGGGAUUAUUCUAUGAGCUUGGAUAUGUAUGCUCUGUUAAAAUUAAAAGCAUUAUGUUAAAAAAAAAAACCUCCACAUAAUCUGCACUAAGGUAAUCUGA
Messenger RNA from Elgaria multicarinata webbii, 2923 nucleotides. It is a transcript of the gene ZNF771, whose product is annotated as zinc finger protein 771. Gene Ontology annotation, biological process: regulation of transcription by RNA polymerase II. Lineage: Eukaryota; Metazoa; Chordata; Lepidosauria; Squamata; Anguidae. The coding region runs from base 63 to 1529 and encodes 488 amino acids. The record is from RefSeq and is a predicted model, not a curated record. Gene Ontology annotation, molecular function: DNA-binding transcription factor activity, RNA polymerase II-specific; RNA polymerase II cis-regulatory region sequence-specific DNA binding. The transcript has 7 exons.